Molecule: messenger RNA, 2009 nt
Organism: Bufo gargarizans (Asiatic toad)
Lineage: Eukaryota; Metazoa; Chordata; Amphibia; Anura; Bufonidae
Gene: DGCR2
Product: DiGeorge syndrome critical region gene 2
Exons: 11
Coding region: 214-1896 (560 amino acids)
Cellular component (GO): membrane
Molecular function (GO): protein binding
Source: RefSeq, a predicted model, not a curated record
GGAGGCCGCCAUCUUGUUCCCGGAGAUAGGAGCAGCGGUGCAUUACCCGUUACCGAAUAAAACUAGGGGACGUGCGUCCUCCGGGAGAAUUAGGGGUGUUGUACACAGCCACGGUGACACGCGCCUAGUGCCGGGACCGGCGCCCGCUACGCUCCCCUUGUGCGGCGAGUGUCCGGUUUUCGUUGCUCUGGAGGGAGGAUGAACGGAGGAUAAAUGGUGCCCAAACCGGACAGCGGCACCUUCCUCGUCCUUUUCCUGCUCGUGCUAACCCUGACCGAGCCGCUGCGGCCAGGUCCUCAAGUAGUUCUCGCAAGACUGCAAUCAGAAUUGCGCUGUACACAUGUGCAGUUUGCCUGCCACAGUGGAGCGAUCCAGUGUAUACCUUUGCAGUGGCAGUGUGAUGGUUGGCCAACCUGCGAGGAUGAGAGUGAUGAGGUUAACUGUCCAGGAAUGGGAGGAGACCAAAGAGGAUUUCAUGGAAAGGAGAGCGUGGAGACACGACAUAGUCGUACCAGGAAUGGGGAAGGGCCUAGAUUCCAAACGGUUAACUUUGCCCAGCCUGUGCGUUUCAGUAGUUUCCUAGGGAAAUGCCCAUCAGGGUGGCAUCACUAUGAUGGGACAGCAAGCUGCUAUAAGGUGUACUCCUCUGGUGAAAACUACUGGGAUGCUGUUCAGACCUGUCAGAAGGUGAACGGCUCUCUUGCAACAUUUACCACAGACUCUGAGCUAAAGUUUAUCUUGGCUCAAGAAUGGGAAAUGGAAGAAAGGCCGUUCUUAAGAAAGGACCAGAGGAGACUUUGGGUAGGUUACCAGUUUGUGAUCACAAACCGGAACCAUUCUGUGGAGGGACACUGGGAAGUGGCUUACAAAGGCUCCUCUGAAGUUUUCUUACCUCCAGUGCCCAUAUUUGGCAUGUAUGAUAAUGAGAACAUCCUUUGUGCCCAGCUGCAGUAUUUUUAUCUGCCAUCUCUCCGGCAUCAUGGACUCCAUAGCUGGUACGCCGAGAACUGCUAUGAAAAGUCCUCCUUCCUUUGCAAACGCAGUCAGACCUGUGUUGAUAUCAAAGACAACAUUGUAGAUGAGGGCUAUUAUUUCACCCCAAAAGGAGAUGAUCCAUGUCUCAGCUGCACGUGCCACAACGGUGAACCUGAAAUGUGUGUGGCUGCUCUAUGUGAGAAACCACAGGGAUGCCAGCAGUAUCUCAAGGAUCCAAAAGAAUGUUGUAAAUUCACUUGUCUAGACCCUGAUGGAAGCAGUCUUUUUGAUUCAAUGGCCAGUGGAAUGCGUCUGAUUGUGAGCUGCAUCUCCUCUUUCCUUAUACUCUCUCUUCUGCUGUUCAUGGUUCAUCGGCUGCGUCAGAGACGGAGGGAGCGUAUUGAAUCUUUAAUUGGAGCAAACUUACAUCAUUUUAACUUGGGUCGCAGAAUGCCAGGAUUUGACUAUGGACCUGAUGGCUUUGGCACUGGCCUGACACCACUCCACCUUUCUGAUGAUGGAGAGGGUGGAGCCUUCCAUUUUCACGAACCACCUCCUCCAUAUACUGCAUAUAAAUACUCUGACAUCCACCCCCCGGAUGGUCCACCACCACCAUAUGAAGCUUCAAUAUGUCCUGACAUUAUUCUUUGCUCAACAACUGAUCAAGUAACUCGGCAGUCAGCUGGGUUGGGGCAACUCUCCACAGCGAGCAGUAGCAGUGCCUCUUCGCCACAAACUACAGAAGAACCGCUGCCACCUGCAGUGCCACCGCUGCCUCAGCCGCAAAGUGAUACAGAAGACUCUGAAGACAGAAGCACAUCACUACUUGUUGCUCCUAAUAUUCUUCAAAAUGAAGCCUUCCCCAAUGCUGGUCAGUCUGGGCCCUCACCGAGUAACCGUUCUCUGAACACUGUUGUUUGAGAUUGGAUUGAGAGCGGCCCAUGUCAUUGCUAACCUAAUUGAACUGUUGAAAGAAUUAGCUGAAAUAUUCUGAAAGAAGGCUCCUAGAUCACACAUCCUUAUUUUUUUUAAAA